This is a messenger RNA of Plectropomus leopardus (leopard coralgrouper), 863 nucleotides long. The record is from RefSeq and is a predicted model, not a curated record. Lineage: Eukaryota; Metazoa; Chordata; Actinopteri; Perciformes; Serranidae.
GGUGGCAGUUUGUGUGCGUGCUUGUCGCCGUACAGUCAGCGUAUCUGCACCCGGACUACAAGUGAAAAUGCCCACAGACCUGAGCCAGUGGACCGGGCGUCUCGCCCUGCAGGAGGUCGAGGAUAAGCCUGCCCAGCCUCUGACGAUCAAAUACGGCUCCGUGGAAAUCAGCGAGCUCGGUAAAGUGCUCACUCCACACACAGUUUUCACCUGUGUUCACGUGCAGGUGCAGAAUCGGCCCACCUGCAUCGAGUGGGAGGGAUGCGACCCCAGCAAGCUGUACACUUUGGCCCUGACUGACCCUGACGCUCCCAGCAGGGAAAACCCGAAAUUUAGGGAGUGGCACCACUUUCUGGUGAUCAACAUGAAGGGGAACGAUGUGUCCUCUGGCCGCGUCAUGUCUGAUUACGUGGGCUCUGGUCCUCCCCAGGGCACCGGUCUCCACAGGUACGUGUGGCUGGUGUACGAGCAGCCAGGCAGCCUGUCCUGCACCGAGACCGUCCUCACUAACCGCUCCGGAGACGGUCGCGGCAAGUUUAAGAUCCAGAGCUUCAGGCAGAAAUACAACCUGGGAGCUCCGGUGGCUGGAACCUGCUACCAGGCCGAGUGGGACGACUACGUCCCCAAACUGUACGAACAGCUGGCCGGAAAAUAAAUGAACAGACUCGGCUGUAGAGCGUUCAGCACGAGGAAAUCCCACAAAGGAAAUGGCCUUUCUUUCAAGAAGCAAAAAACCCCAACAGUAACAAAGCAUUUUUUUUGUGCGCGUGCCACAGAUCAGUGUAUUUUUUUCCCACUGUUGCCUAACCAUGCUAUAAAAAAUAACUUUCACUCACCUGCAAUAAACCUGAUAAACACUGAAA